AAAACUUUUCACAUAACCGCUUUAGCUCCUCACCUGCGAAGUGGCAACGCCGCGCGACAGCUGAUUUUGCUAUCGGACCAUCACUCUCUGAGUUAUCGAAAGAGAGCUGCAACUACAACAAAAGCGUAACUCUCGGGAUCUCGUAAAUUUAUAAGAAAUUUAAUUAUUCAACCCGCCAGCGGUCGGCAGCAAUCGAAUUAAAUUAGACCAGGGUGUGUGACAAACACUUGUGGGCCAUUGCAGUUAAUAGAUUUCGAGGUUGCCAAAGAACUGGCCAAAGGCAGCGCGAAAAAGCUCCGGUGUGUGUAGUAAAUCGUAAAUCUGUGGUUGUGGUAGAGUGCGUGUGGUGGGGCAACUAUUCUGCAUAUAUUUUAGGGUGGUACGGUGGUUCGAUGGUGCAGUGCAUCUAAGUUUCCUAUGUGGCGGCAUUUUGAUGACGAAAUUAUUUUUGGAUAAGUGUUUGAUGAGAGCGGCUAAGUCGGAGCAAUCAUCAUCAGCGGAAUGGAGAGCGAGCGGUUACGAAUUACGCUGGAUAGUGCGGAUCGGGUUUACUUUGCGGGCGACAUAAUUCGCGGAGAAAUCUGGAUGAACCUUAACAAGCGCGCCAAAAUACGUGCGAUCAAGGUGCAGGUCACCGGCAAGGGGAAAUGCAAGUGGAUGGAAAUCCUGCGCAAGAACUCGAACAACAACGAGUACUCCCGCAGUCUUUUCUACACCAGCAAGGAGGUUUACGAGCACAGCGAGACUCCUCUUCCUGAUUUCGAACCAAGAGGCUUGGAACUCUCGCCCGGGGAGCACACGUUCAUCUUCGAAGUGGCGCUGGGUCGCCAGCUGCCCUCCAGUUUCAAGGGCAGCUAUGGCAGCAUCAAGUACAAGAUGCGGGUGCUCAUCCAGCGACCCUGGACCUUCGAGGAGCGGCACACCAUUCCGUUCACCGUGGUGAAGAACAUGCCGCUGCUGCCGUCGCAACGCAGUAUUCCCAGUUCGCUGGAGAAGCAGGUGACCAAGACGAUCAGCUUGUUUGGCACACGACCCAUCACUUUGCUGGCCCUUUUGCCGGAGAACUUUGCGGUGCGUGGAGAACCGCUGAGGAUUUGCGCCACUGUGAUCAACAACAGCACCACCGCCGUGGAGAAGCUGCGCUUCAGUGUCCUGCAGUACGUCACCUACUACAGCCAUGUACCGCUGCGGGUGCAGAAGGUGGAAUGCAUUGCGGUGGCCACCAAGGAAACGGGUUCCGUGCAGAAGAAGACCGAGCGCAGUUUUGCCCACGAGCUGCUCUUGCCGGAAGGAGCUCAGCCCACGGAUGAGCAGUUGAGCGGCGUUAUAACGAUCGUAUACGAGCUACGCGUGGAGGCGGUGCUGCGGGGAUUCUUCAAGAACCUGGUACUUAACCUUCCGUUCAAGGUUUACUCCCAGGACACUUCCAAUAGGCUGAAUUCGAUGCGCCCGCCGCCGCCUCCGCGCCCAAACGAUGGUCCACCCGGUCCGGAUGUGAGCACCGGCGGGAAUCCCUUCGAGCCCGCCCUGCCCGUCUACCCGUCGCUGGACUCCUCCAUUGGAUCGCCAUCGCACUCCUCGCAGUUCAGCGAGUGCAGCUCCAUCAACUCGAUAACCUCGGACUCCUCGGCGGCCACCUUGAGUCCCGCCGUGGGCGGCGGAGCCGGUGGCAUGGAGUUGUCCUACACCUCGGGAUCGCAGUCCUCGCAGUACGGCAGUCCAUCGGCCAGGACCAGCUUGCGCAGCUCCAACGUGCCCUACAUGCCGUACUCUUCCAGUCCGCUGAUGGUGCAGUCCUACCCACCGCCCCACCUGCCCGCCUAUCCGCUGCCGGAGUCGCCGCAGUACUCGCUCCUUGCCUUGACCCCACCGCCGACUGGAGUGGCCGCCGCCGCACCGCCAGCGGCGAAUGGAGCAGCCAGCGGAGGAGCAGCAGCAGCAGGAGCAGGAGCUCCGGGCUACAGCCAACUGCCUUCCACCUCGGCAUCGUCGUCGUUUCUGCAGGCUCGCCAACCGCCAGGAGCCCAUGAGUUGCCACCUUCCUACGAAGAACUUUUCGGCAUGGCCACCGCACCUCCUGGAUCUCCUAAGUAGGGAGCAAAUCGAAGUCCUGAGCAGCCACCCAGUUACGUCCAAGCUUUGCCUAGACAUAGCGCUUCAGGUUUACUUUAUAGUGUUAUAGAGUAUCAAGAUAUCGAAUAUAUCAUAGACCGCCUACGCUUUCGACACAAAUGUUUUGCUAUUUGUGCACAAAUAAGACGCACAAUUUUCUCUUACGGACAAUAUAACCGCAUAUAUUUGUUUGAUUUGGUUAUAGCCUUCCAUAUAAAAGAUGUAUUUUAAAGCAAACUUGAAGUUCUGUUUGGCUAAGGCAAAUAGUUUUAGUAGCUUGGUCAGAUUUCCCAAUUUCAUUUCAUUUAAAUUCAUUUAUUGUUGAAUUUGUAUAGCAAACUAAACUGUGAAAAUUCUCUUUUUUGUUUUGCAUAUUUAUUUUUGAAACCAACUAACAAUUUAGAGUGCACCAGUAAAUACAUAUAUCAGCCAUUCAUACUGGAUUCCUAUUCACAUCUUGCCAGAAUUUAAUUUUAACACAUUUCAAUAAAAUGCUCAUCUAUUUGCCUUUUCCAAAAAACUAGAAAUUGAGCUUAGAAACCCCAAAUUGCAUCUUUAGUAAGAAAAUCUGGAGGUCUAUGAGAUAAUAAGCUUGUUUGAAAAAAGUAGAUAGAAACUACAGAAGAAAACUAUUUGCCCAACCAAUUAGGCAAAAUUCAACUGCAUCUAUUUAAUAUAUAAUAAAAUAAAUUAUAUUAUAAAUUAGCUGAACAAAAUAUUUAACACAACCAAUUAAUUAGGCGAAACUAAUUUUUUCCUAGUAACUUAUUAUAUACAAUCAAAAGAAGAUUAAGUCUAACUUGGGAAAGUCUGCGUUUCGUUCUUCUUGUUUAUCGAAUGUAACUUUUAUGCCGCCCUUACCCAGAGAGCCAAACUCUGCGCAUUUCUACGAUCUAAAUCUUGUGAGUUACUCAAAGACUCAUGAGUAUAUAUCUCACAUCUCACCAUAACUCGAAAGAUAUUUUCCAACCCGCCUAUUUAUCUCACAUCUCUUAUUUGUUUACGUCCACAUCUCCAAAGAUGCUUAUGAAUACGAUUUAUAGAUCUAGUGUCUCUAUGAAAUUCUAUACCAAAACAGGUCUAACAUUUAUGUUUAUUUAUUUCUCUCUCUUCAUCAAAUGUUUAGCAUUUAAGUACUUAAGCACGAAUCGAAUAUGUUGGAGGAUAGUUUGAUUCCUUCAAGCCAGAAGAAUCAUUGAAUCAAUAAGCUUUAGUGCCUCUGUAUGAUGAACAAAUCGAAUGGUUAUCGUUAAUGAACACAAAUCUAUCGAUGAACAAUUUUUAUACACAUAUUACUGAUAAAUCAUCGUUCGGAAGCAAUGUCAACUUUUAGUUUUAAGCGCACAAAUAUUAUGUACGAUCAAACGAUUUCAUUAAGGUGCUUCACAAAUCACUAUUUUUGGAUACCAAUUUUUUGUUUUCCUUCAAUUUAGUGCAUGUCGACUAAAUUUGAAUAUGAUUUACAUAAACGAAAUAAAAUGUUAUUAUAAUUACAAA
This is a messenger RNA of Drosophila ficusphila, 3609 nucleotides long. RefSeq names its product arrestin domain-containing protein 17 (gene Leash). Gene Ontology annotation, biological process: protein transport. The record is from RefSeq and is a predicted model, not a curated record. Bases 502 to 2094 code for a protein of 530 amino acids. The transcript is spliced from 3 exons. Lineage: Eukaryota; Metazoa; Arthropoda; Insecta; Diptera; Drosophilidae. Gene Ontology annotation, cellular component: cytoplasm.